This is a messenger RNA of Daphnia carinata, 1497 nucleotides long. RefSeq names its product glycosylated lysosomal membrane protein-like. The transcript has 5 exons. Gene Ontology annotation, cellular component: lysosome. NCBI's taxonomy places the organism in Eukaryota, Metazoa, Arthropoda, Branchiopoda, Diplostraca, Daphniidae. The record is from RefSeq and is a predicted model, not a curated record. Bases 86 to 1324 code for a protein of 412 amino acids.
UCUGCUAUUAUUUAUCUCUAUAAUUCAUUCUUCAAAUUGCUUUAGAACUGUUACAGAUGACGGAAGAAUUUGAUGGCAUAAGAAAAUGGCUAAUGCAUCACUGAUUUUCUUCGUUUUCUAUCUCGUACCUCUUGUUCUACCAGUUUUGUCUUCAGACGUUGAUCCAUUAUUGGAUGUUGAACAAAAUUACGACCGAAAUAUCACUACUACAAUAAAUCCAAAGUGCCCUCAAAAUGAGUGUGUUAAUUUCACUUUAGUUCAUGUCCAACAACAAGGAAGAACUGAUGUCCUCCAUCAUUUGUGGACAAUGGAAAAUAUUCCCACAUUUUUUUAUGCAAGAACAGAAAUUAACACUGAAUUGAUAAUUGAUUGGCGCAAGAUGUUGUCCGGGAAUAAUAGUCAAGCCAUAAGCUUUAGUAAGGAGCCACAGUAUUUUGCAGCCAUUCUUAUUUUGAAGUUUUUUAUGUAUGAUGAUCUCAAUGACACAGGAAUUAUUCCAAAAAUGAACAGUUAUGAUACUGUUUCAUUUAGUACAAACAAAAUGUUUUGGGAACUCAAGUCAUCAAAUUACUCAGGGAGUCAAUCCGCUUCUGUAGCGUUCCGUUUAGCUAACUAUGACGGAGUGGACCUAGAUUUGUCAUCUAACAUUGAAAUAACUUUGACAGCAUACGGAACCCGAGGUCGAAGCCCCAUUUUACCUCACUUAGCCUUCACAGAGAAUUCAACUCAAAUUGAUUUCAUCUUUGAUCGUGUAGAAACUAAAGAAUCUUUCACUAACGCACGGUUAGCCAUAGAAUUAGGCACGGUUGUUUCUGAACCUAAUAGCCGGUUUACUCUCAACGUGUCUCAAAGUUUGGACGAUGAGUACACACCCGGCGUAUUCAAGUUAAUGGAAGUACAUUCAGCUUUGAAUCAACACUGGAUUCAAUGGCGGCCAGUAUGUUAUACCUCAACCAAACGUGAUAUUGGAGACUCAACUGGUGUCUAUCAGACUGGGAUAAGAAAUGUAACCGACGAUGGUGUUUUUGACAACUCACUUUUGCAAUGGUUGUCGUUAGACAUCGACAUGACCUCUAUAUCAAUGAAUGGCUUCAAUGUCUCAUUUGGCGUUGAGGGUGAUGGUUUUUAUAAAGCUUCAAACUACACAGCUUGGACUAUAGUUACUGGCCAUGGAAACCCGAUUGGUGAUCAGUUUUCAGUAAUGGUGAUAUUAGUAAUGGCCAUUGGUUUGGGUCUUCCAGCAAUCGUUCUUAUUCUUGGUGGUGUAGCAAUAGCACUGCGAAACCAUCGGGAUAGUAAAGAUGAUCUAUUGCUGAGCGAUUGAGUUGGUAGAACUGAUACUUGUAGAAUGUAGAGUAUCUCAGGCGAACGGUUCCGCGUAUUUCUCAGUUCGUGUUGACCACUAUGACGCAUUUCAUUCUUUUUUCCCUUCAAAUCGAAACAUUGGCCUUUGCGUGUAUAUAAAAUAUCGAAUAAAAAAGUUUAACAGCAACAGUA